GUGCCGCUCCUCAUCGUGAAGGUGCUGCUCCUCAUCGAAGGUGCCGCUUCAUAUGUGAAGAUGCCGCUCCCCAUCGCGAAGACGCCGCUCAUUCUCGCGAAGGCGCUGCCGAUCUUCAUCGCGAAGGUGCCGCCGCUCAUCGUCGUGAUGGUGUUGCUGCUCCUCAUCGUGAAGAUGGUGCCGCUCCUCGUUGUGAAGGUGCCGCUCAGCGUGAAGGUGCCGCUCCUCAUCGUGAAGGUGCCGCUGCUCACCGUGAAGGUGUUGUCGGUGCUGCCGCUCCUCGUCGUGAAGGUGUUGCCGCGCCUGAUCGUGAAGGUGUUGCCGCUCCUCGUCGUGAAG
Prorocentrum cordatum is the source of this 339-nucleotide messenger RNA. NCBI's taxonomy places the organism in Eukaryota, Dinophyceae, Prorocentrales, Prorocentraceae. The record is from the annotation of a GenBank genome assembly.